AAACCCAGUCUAAAGUUGCUGGGUGUAACUUUUCAGUCCGAUCCAUGUAACUGGGAUUUACAUUUAGAUAAUAUUCUAUCGAAAGCUAGUAGUUGUUUGUACAUGUCAUGUGUUUGUAAAUUCUAUGGAUUGCCGUUGGAUCAUCUUCAUCCUCUUUUUACUAAUCUUAUCUUACCUAUAUUUACAUAUGCUGUGGAAGUAUGGGGCUGUGUGUAUUAUCAUAAGUACUGUAAAUCCUCUAUUAAGCCCCCCGGGGGGCUUAUUUUUUUCAAGCACUUUUGAGGGGGGGGGGGCUUAAAAGAGAGGGGGGGCUUAUUUAAUUUAGCGAAACGAAUCACCAGUAGCAAAAAUACCGUGGUAUGAGACAGAGUAGACUUACGCGUUGUACAAUUAAAGUCACUGUCAAAAGUAUUUAAUUCACUUGUGGGAGCCUAAAAGUAACAAAAACAAAAUUCAUAUUCUUCAAAAAUGUACUUUCUGCCUCAUGUUCUUUGGUAAUUUUUACGAAUAAACCAUAAAUGAUCAGUCCACGUUAAUUUUUUGUGAAGAAUAAGGAUUGGGGGAGGGGGAGGGGGGGCUUAUUAACUUUCCUCCUCUGAAAAGGGGGGGCUUAUUACUUAAGUCGCAUAGACAGGCUGUUCAAGAGAGCUUUUAAGCUUGGUUACUGUAAAGAACUGUUUUUUUUUAUCGAAAAUAUUAUUGCCCUGAAAGAUAAGAAGUUAUGGGACAAAAUCACCGACAGCAAUUCAACAACAGCUUUGGAUGACCUUCUGCCACCGGAGCAAACUAUGGUUAUGUUACGUAAGAGGUGUCAUAACUAUAUUCUUCCACCUGUCAGUACUAAGCAUUUCAAGACAACUUUUGUAAAUAGAUGUUUGUUC
This is a messenger RNA of Porites lobata, 881 nucleotides long. The record is from the annotation of a GenBank genome assembly. Lineage: Eukaryota; Metazoa; Cnidaria; Anthozoa; Scleractinia; Poritidae.